Messenger RNA from Parnassius mnemosyne (clouded apollo), 804 nucleotides. The record is from the annotation of a GenBank genome assembly. NCBI's taxonomy places the organism in Eukaryota, Metazoa, Arthropoda, Insecta, Lepidoptera, Papilionidae.
AUGGGGCUACUACAAUUAUGUGAAAAGUAUUUUAACACAGUCAAUCUUUACGAAGUUUUGCAAAUUAGUGAAAAUGCUACGGAAAAAGAAGUAAAAAAAGCUUAUCACAAAUUGUCACUCAAAGUGCAUCCUGAUAGAGUCAAUGAAGAGAAAAAAAUUGAAGCUACUGAAAAAUUCAAAGUUUUGGGUGCAGUACAUACUAUUCUCAGUGAUAAAGACAAAAGAGCAUUGUAUGAUGAAACUAAAUGUGUAGAUGAAGAAGAAAACUCAAUUACUGAUCGUGAUUGGUCAGCAUAUUGGAGACUUUUAUUUAAGAAAAUUACUGAAGAAGACAUUAUUGCUUAUGAAAAAGAAUAUAUUGGAUCCCAGGAAGAAAGGAAAGACCUAAAGCAUGCAUAUUUGACUGGAAAAGGUGACAUGGAUUAUAUAGUUGAUCAAGUCCAGUUUGCUCGAACAGAACAUGAAUCCAGAAUCAGAGGAAUUCUAACCGAAAUGAUAGAAAAAGGAGAAAUUCCCGCAUAUAAAAUAUUCACACACGAGCCAGCCAAAAAACGACAGAAGAGAAUUGCAAAAGAAAACCGUGAAGCAAAGGAAGCUGAGGAACUAAAAUUCGAAUUAGGACUAGGAUCAGGAAAAAAUAGCUUGGAACUAAUGAUUAAACAAAGGCAGCAAGCAAGAGCAGAUCAAAUGGAUUCACUUAUUGAUGAUUUAGCGGCUAAAUAUGGGGGCAAUAAAUCUAAGGGUACUAAACGUAAAGCAGCACAGAAGUCUGAAACAGCAUCAAAAAAUAAAAAAAGGAAGUAA